AUGACAAUCAACAACAGCUCAGGUGACCAUUUCAUCCUGGUGGGCUUCUCUGAUCAGCCACAACUUGAAAAGAUCCUCUUUGUGGUGGUGCUAAUCUCCUACCUCCUGACACUGGUAGGCAACACAGUGAUCAUCCUUGUCUCCCGUUUGGAUUCUGCGCUCCAAACACCCAUGUACUACUUCCUGACAAACCUCUCUUUUGUUGAUAUCUGCUUUUCCACCAGCAUUGUUCCUCAGCUGCUGUGGAACCUCCAUGGUCCAGCCAAGACAAUUACAGCCACAGGCUGGGCUAUCCAGCUUUAUGUGUCUCUGGCUCUGGGGUCCACUGAGUGUGUCCUCCUCGCAGUUAUGGCCUUUGAUCGCUAUGCUGCUGUUUGCCGGCCACUCCAUUAUGCCACAGUCAUGCACCCGCGGCUCUGCCAGUUUCUUGCAGGAAUCGCGUGGCUGAGUGGAGUGGGCAACACACUGAUUCAGGGCACCAUCACCCUCCGCCUGCCUCGCUGUGGGAACCACAGGAUUUAUCACUUCAUCUGUGAAGUUCAUGCCAAUGAAGUGCACUUUGCACACGUAUGA
Messenger RNA from Peromyscus leucopus (white-footed mouse), 573 nucleotides. Its product is annotated as putative olfactory receptor 2W6. The transcript has a single exon. Lineage: Eukaryota; Metazoa; Chordata; Mammalia; Rodentia; Cricetidae. The coding region runs from base 1 to 573 and encodes 190 amino acids. Gene Ontology annotation, molecular function: G protein-coupled receptor activity. Gene Ontology annotation, cellular component: membrane. The record is from RefSeq and is a predicted model, not a curated record. Gene Ontology annotation, biological process: G protein-coupled receptor signaling pathway.